AGUUAACUACCCUAUGAUCGUCGUCUCGAUCUGGACCAUCCUACUAUUGUCGGUUACGUCUUCAGGCGUGACCCACGAAAAUGAGGACAUCCCCCUUAAUGAAUGGCCGAUGCUCAUGAGUCACGAUUCUGGUACCGGCUAUAUAUCCAAAUUGAAUCCAUUUUGGAAGAUAGCCAAAGUACAAGAAGGGGGCUUUGCUAAGCAGCUUGAUUGCGGUGUGCGAGCAUUCGAUCUGCGUUUCUUAUGCAACACAGCAGGGCUGUAUAUGCAUCAUGGCAUUCUACCCAUUAUUCACAGCUUCACUGAUGCUUUGAAGGAAGUCAAAACAUGGGCUAGUGCACAUCCACAAGAGUUGAUAUUGCUUAUAAACAGCCACUAUUCUCCCAAUGAUGAUCAUUGUAGAGCGAAGGUAUGGCAGGCCAUGGCCAGUCUUGGUCUUAUGACUCCUAUUGGAUCGGACGGCUCAUGUGAUAAGUUGCAAGGUCUCUCAGUCAGACAAGCUAAGGCCAAGUCUAAACUUGAAGAAGGUGGAAACAUCUUCGUUGUCGAAGGUGAAGGUAAGUGCCUCGACGCAAACUGGAACCCUAAGCUGACAUGCUAUCGCCAGAAUGGAGACUGCCGUAGAGGCUCACCUGGUAGCGACGUGAUCAACAAGGAGAUGCUCAGCUACAUCAAUGAAACUGCCUCUCACAAACCGACGUCUAACCAUCUGGCUACGAUCCAGGCACUUUGGCAGUAUGAUGUCGACUCUGUAGGAAGGAUGCUCGCUGACGGGUCGAAUAUCCUCAAGGAUUCGCAACUCAGCGGCCUCCACGAGGAACUCGUUGAUGUUAUCCCACAGCUGAAGUAUGUUAAUCUCCUUGAAGUCGACGAUGCCUGCUUUGGCGGGACGGAGUUGUUAGAAGCAUUGCGGACACGCAGAAGUCGGUAACUACUGCAGCCAACUCUGCAGCCUGAAUAGCAAGGCCUGAAUAGGGUUGUAAUUCUAUCAACAUGAUUAUUAUAUCAUCAUUUAGUGCUCACUACGAUAUAUUAUAUUGUUCGAUAUCAUGAGCAUAUUGAACAGGAGGGUAGAUAGGUAUAACGGAUCAAAACAUAUGGUGACCGCGUCCGAUCCAUCAGCUUUAUUAUUUUUAUGUUUGGGUUGAUUGUUCGCAUAUAACAUAUUCUCAUAUGUUGGAUAACAUGCAACUCGGCUAACAACACGGCGACCUUUCUUGGGCUUUCUUAUGCCACUUAUUGCUU
Messenger RNA from Perkinsus marinus ATCC 50983, 1245 nucleotides. RefSeq lists its product as hypothetical. Gene Ontology annotation, molecular function: phosphoric diester hydrolase activity. Bases 14 to 931 code for a protein of 305 amino acids. The record is from RefSeq and is a predicted model, not a curated record. Lineage: Eukaryota; Perkinsozoa; Perkinsida; Perkinsidae. The transcript is spliced from 3 exons. Gene Ontology annotation, biological process: lipid metabolic process.